Penicillium alfredii is the source of this 897-nucleotide messenger RNA. Its product is annotated as putative mitochondrial 2-oxodicarboxylate carrier protein. Gene Ontology annotation, biological process: transmembrane transport. The record is from RefSeq and is a predicted model, not a curated record. Bases 1 to 897 code for a protein of 298 amino acids. The transcript has 4 exons. Lineage: Eukaryota; Fungi; Ascomycota; Eurotiomycetes; Eurotiales; Aspergillaceae.
AUGUCUUCCAACCAGCAGCAACCCCUCCCCUUCGUCUACCAAUUCGCCGCUGGCGCGGUGGCUGGUGUGUACCCGUUGGAUGUGGUCAAGACACGAGUUCAGCUUCAGACGGGUACCCCGACGGCGGGUGCUGACCACUACAAUGGCAUGUUUGACUGCCUCCGCAAGAUUGUCAAGAACGAGGGUUUCUCCCGCCUUUACCGUGGUAUCUCUGCGCCCAUCCUGAUGGAGGCUCCCAAGCGUGCGACCAAGUUCGCGGCCAACGACAGCUGGGGCAACUUCUACCGCGGGCUGUUCGGCGUGCAGAAGCAGACGCAGGGGCUGGCGACGCUGACCGGCGCCACGGCCGGCGCCACGGAAGCUUUCGUGGUGGUUCCGUUUGAGCUGGUCAAGAUCCGUCUGCAGGACAAGGCAUCGGCCGGUAAGUAUAACGGCAUGCUGGACGUGGUCAAGAAGGUCGUGCAGACCGAGGGCCCGCUCGGUCUGUACAAGGGCCUGGAGUCUACGUUGUGGCGCCACAUCCUGUGGAACGCGGGUUACUUCGGCUGCAUUUUCCAGGUGCGCGCCCAGCUUCCUGCGCCUGAGCCCGGCAACAAGAGCCAGCAGACCCGCAACGACCUCAUCGCUGGUACCGUCGGUGGUAUCGCCGGUACCGUGCUCAACACGCCGAUGGACGUCGUCAAAUCCCGCAUCCAGAACGCCACCAAGGUGCCCGGCCAGACCCCCAAGUACAACUGGGCCUGGCCUGCCAUUGGCACCGUCAUGAAGGAGGAGGGCUUCGGUGCCCUGUACAAGGGCUUCAUCCCUAAGGUCCUGCGUCUGGGCCCCGGUGGCGGUAUCCUGCUCGUGGUGUUCACCGGCGUUAUGGACUUCUUCCGCAAGAUGCGCGGCGAGUAA